Molecule: messenger RNA, 3571 nt
Organism: Megalobrama amblycephala (Wuchang bream)
Lineage: Eukaryota; Metazoa; Chordata; Actinopteri; Cypriniformes; Xenocyprididae
Exons: 4
Coding region: 222-1991 (589 amino acids)
Source: RefSeq, a predicted model, not a curated record
AUGAAACCGAAACGAAAAAUCUCGUAACACCCUGUGGCCAUCUGUGGCAGUGAGCAGAGAUUGCGCGCACACACCACCGACGAAGACGAGGCGAGCGGUGCUGAGACAGCUGACUAAACUCUCUUUCUGAUUCCAACAGGAGCUUGAUCUUGAUCUUGACGGCAAAGCCUCCCCACUUUCCCCGGCUUUUGCGGCAUCUUUUCCCAGUUCCUGCUCUAAUCAUGGAGGCAGCAGAUCUUUUAUGUGACUCGCUCUUCCGCUGGAUGGAGAACAGAAAGGAAUGUGCAGAAAAGCUGUUGGAACUGGCGCAAGAGCUGGAAAAUGUUCGCCAGGGCAGCAACAUCGCUCAGGUGGUUGGAGCUGCUGCAUCUGUGGCCUCAAUAACUGGAGCAGCAGUUGCCACUUUCUUCACAGGAGGUCUGGCCUUCCCUCUGUUGGUUGCUGCAGCAGUCUCUUCCCCAUUGGUAGAGGCAGGUAUCUCCAGGAGUAAAUUUAAUAAAGCUACUGAAUUAAUUAAAGAAAAUGAGAAGGUUGGGACAAGCAUUCAGAAGCAGCUGCGAGAUCUGAAGGACCAGUGUGGAGGAACACAGCUCGGGGAUCAUGCUGAUGAGUUGGACUGUGAGGUGACCACUCAACUGAUGUGGGCUCUGGCCAGAAGAGAUAGUACUCAUGUACCCCUGGACUUUCUCAGAGAUUUCAACAGGGCCACGUUCUAUCGUCACAUGACACCAGGUGGACUGGAUCCAGCCAAUGCCUCACACUUUAUUGGCCAAUCUCUGAACCUCAUUAGUUUUACUGCUGUGAUCACGGGGAGCCUGAUGUUAUCUGCCAAAGGAAUGGGGAAGAACAUUGGACAAAUUGGCAUUAAAGCUGCUGCUAAAGCAGGAUCAAGGGCUCUGGGUGCGACUGGUUUUGGCCUCUGUGUGUACGACCUGAUUGAUAAGAGUGAAGAAUUAGUAAAGGGCAAACGAUUCACGGAGGCCAGCGAGCUCUUACGGGAUUCAGCCAGAGAAAUACUGGAAGGCCAACAAGAGCUACAGGAACAGCUGGAUGCAAUGCACAAAAUCAACCAAAAAUUAUUCAGAAUGAAGAACCUCAUCAAGAACUUGGAGGGAUAUUCUCUCAGCCUGACUGGAGAUGGAAAGAAGAUAAUAGAUUAUAUCAUGGAAACAUGUACAGACAACAGAGUUGUCUCCUGGCUUCAGGAAUUAACUAAAAAUCAGACUGAAUUUGUGAAUCUACUUACAUUUGUUAAGGAGACAUUGAGUCAAAAAGAAGAUGAAGAAGAAGUGUUUAAGAAGAAGAAGUUGAGGCGUCCAGGCGGAGGUCACACAGACAUCGUGUUUGUGGCUCAUGGUGCAAUUGUCGACCAAUUUAUGCCAGCAGCUUUCCUGGUGCCCACACCUACCAUCAGAGACACCAUUCUUUACUCUCCGUGGAACUGCGCCAUUAAUGCUCGUGCUGCAUUUGGAAUUGCUCAGGGGAACAUUGAUGUGACAAACAGACAGUUUUACAAUAGGAAUGGCAAUACAGUUGACUAUGAGCCGAACCCUUUGCCAGAUCGCUGGAAUAGCAUGCGAGGAUCUCUCCACAACAUCCCAGGGAUCCUUCUAGCCCCUGUAACCCCUGAAGAAGUAGCUUAUACCAAUUUUCUAAAGCUUUGGAUGAAUAGAGGCAUGGAGAACGAAGACCGUAUUAUAAUCCCAUAUUUUAGCCCAGAAAAUCUGGUAAACGCAUUUGGAGCGAUCCCCCUGUACAUGUUCAUAUUUGUGACAUCAUUCAUACUCAUGCUCAAUGGUAAAACAGCUACUGUGCACCUGGCUGCUUGUUUGAACCGCCUUGAAGGAAGUCCACUUAGGCCAGUAGAGUGGAGAACACAGUAUGCCUACACCAAUGAUGGAACCGGUAUGACUAUGAACAUGGAUGAUAGGUACAUGAACUCUAUGUUAUUCAGAGCCUUAAGAUCAAUGUUUGACAGAAACCAUGACUAAAUUACAUGCAUCUGGAUCAUUCCUGAUAUGUAGUACCAUGAGCGACCCAGAGUGCUGCAGUUUAAUGCGUAAGACCAGCCCAUUUAUUCAUGUUGGAAGAACUUUGAUAACAGAAGUCAGAGUUUAGGUCUUUCUAUCUCAUCAUAUUUACUACUGACAUGUUUCAAACGCAACAUAAAGAUAAAUUACAAAUUUCAUACUGAGGAUUGUGCAGUCAAUGCCAAUUCCAACUCUGAUUUCAAGUGUUGUAAUCAUCUCCACUCUUUCCUAUUGUAAUGUCUUGAGAAAGACAAAGAAAGGAGCUUUUAAAAUGAAAGCUUUAAUGCAGAACACAGAACAACAUCAACAGGCACAGCAGCUUACGCCGCUCUUAUAUUUUCUCAUACGCACUUCCUGAAUUCUCCUCAUUAACCCUGUAAAUGCUGGUGCUGAAGAAAACAGCACAACUAUUACAGACUCACUGCUGUGCUGCAGUAUAGUGCUGUAUAUACAGGAGAUCAAUUACAGUGUGAAAUACAUUACUCAUUAUAGCAAAAAACAAACUUAUGAAAUGCUGCUUUAAUAAUAACUACAGAUGGAUCUGCUGCAUGUCAUAUCAAAAAUGGCUACGUUAUAUAGUAUAUUAGUUGUGCUUAUAGAUGUGCAGUUGACGUGUUUGAUGGAGUCAUAAAAAGCUUGUUUUUUGAGUCACUUGCUUUCUGUGUAAAACGUAUGGGUUUCACCUGUAUUCAGCCUAAUUAAUCUAAUCUAUUAAUAACCUGAUCUAAGCAUUAUAUAAUUCUAUUAUUCAUUUAUAGUCAUCUAAUUUUUCUUAUACUGUCUUAUACUCUUCCAUGGUAACACUUAUAAUUAAUAAAGUAAUUAAAAAAUAAUUUGCAAACUAUUAGUUAGUGCAUUGUUUAUUAAUAGUAUCGUUAACACAUUAACAUGCUACAGAAUAUACAAAUAAGUUCUUCAUUCAUUGUUACUGUUAACAAUUUAUUUUUAUUUUUUAAUCAGCUCAUAUGUAAACACUUAGCCCCUGGUUUCACAGACAAGGCUUAAAAUAGUCCUAGACUAAAAUGCAUGUUUGAGCUGUUCUAACUGAAAGUAACUUGUACUGUUAUACCUUAAAAUAUGUCAAUGGCAUUGUUUUGUCUCAAGAUAAACACCAGUAAUGCUUUUUUCUAGUGUAAGUUUAUAAAAGCUACUUAAAUGCCCUAAUUGAACUAAGGCCUAAUCCUAUCUUAGGCUAAGCCCUGUCUGUGAAACUGGGCCUUAAUGUUUGUCAACAACUUGAUAAAUACAUCUGAUGUAAUUUAAAGUAUGUAUUAAAUGAUCUGUUAAUCAUUAUCAAGUUAUGUAAAUGCUUAUGUAUGAAGCAAAUUUAAGGCUUUAUUAUAGUGUCUAUCAUGGAAUUAAUGUAUAAUAAUGGAAGGAUUAAAGCACACAAUUAUUUAAUUACAUUUUAGAUACAUUUUAAUCUUAUUCUUUGUUUUUCUUCUGCACUUGUGAUUAUUUCAUUCUUUUUUUGUAAGUCAUUUUUAUGUAAAGCAAUUUGAAUUGUCAUUCUGUAUGACAUGCUGUAUUAAUAAACUUAU